This is a messenger RNA of Budorcas taxicolor (takin), 2774 nucleotides long. RefSeq names its product tumor necrosis factor alpha-induced protein 2-like. NCBI's taxonomy places the organism in Eukaryota, Metazoa, Chordata, Mammalia, Artiodactyla, Bovidae. Gene Ontology annotation, molecular function: SNARE binding. The transcript has 12 exons. Gene Ontology annotation, cellular component: exocyst. Gene Ontology annotation, biological process: exocytosis; exocyst localization. The coding region runs from base 1 to 2565 and encodes 854 amino acids. The record is from RefSeq and is a predicted model, not a curated record.
AUGCUCAGCUUCAAGGACAGGAAACCCAAUCUGCUGACCCAAGGCAGCCUGGGCGACAGGAGGGACCUGGUGUUCCCCUCACUCCACCUGGGCGUUUCCCUCUGUGGCCCUCCGCCCAGCCUGGGGCCAACCCUGCUCAAGGGUGUUCGGGUCUCAGCUGCUGUCUCCUGCAGCAGCGGGAGCAGCCCUGUUUCUGCUCACCACGUUUUUCUGGGACCCCAAGCCACACGAGUCAAGAGGAGAACCCAGCAGAACGGAGGAUGGGGCUGCGGCCGGAUUCCUGCCUCAGCCCAGCCCCUAGCGCCCUGUGACUGUUCUGGACCUCGGUUCUCACUCUGUGCAAUGGGCCAGCAGCCGAGCUCUGGCCCCUCCCCCAGGGUCCCGGGGGAGGUGGCCCCAGACAGGGACCAAGAAGAGGCCGGCAUGAAGAAGUCGAAUGUCCUGGCCACCCAGCAUGGCUUCUUCACCAAAGGGAGGAAGAAGAAGGGUCAGCCCAGCUUAGCAGAGACUGAGGGCGAGCCUGAGCCCAGUCCGCGGCCGCCUGCCCAGCUGCCCACAGUGGAGGAGCUCAAGGCCGACCUGGAGCGCGGGCGGCUGGAGGCGGCGGGGCCGCUGCUGGCGCUGGAGCUGGAGCUGCAGGAGGCCGCGGCGGGCCUCGCGAGCGAGGAGGAGCUGGUGCGGCGCCAGAGCAAGGUGGAGGCGCUGUAUGCGCUGCUGCGUGACCAGGUGCUAGGGCUGCUGCGCCGGCCGCUGGAAGCGGCGCCCGAGCGGCUGCGCCAGGCGCUGGCCGUGCUGGCCGAGCAGGAGCGCCAGGACCGCGCGGCGGCGGCGGCGGGGCCCCCGGGGUGCCCGGGGCUGGCGGCCACGCGGCCCCGAGGCUGGCUGCAGCUGUGGCGGGACGGCGUGGCGCAGGCGGCCGCGGAGCGCCUGAGCCGGCGGCCGCCCGCGGACGCCGAGGGCCGCACGGAGGCCGAGCGCGCCUUCCUGCACAUGGGCCGCACCAUGAAGGAGGACCUGGAGGCCGUGGUGGAGCGCCUCAAGCCGCUCUUCCCCGCCGACUUCCACGUGGUGGCCGCCUACGCCGAGAGCUACCACGCGGAAUUCGCGGCCCAGCUGGCGGCCCUGACGCAGUUGGAGCUGUGCCCGCGAGACACCUCCAUGCUGCUGCUCUGGGUGCAGAACCUCUACCCCAACGACAUCCUUAGCAGCCCCAAGCUGUCGCCCGAGCUGCAGGGAGUCAGACUGGGGACCCUCCUGCCCCUGACCCAGAUCUCGCUUUUGGAGGCCUCGUUCCUCUCCAACGAGGUGGCCAUCGUGAGGAAGUGGAUGGCCCGAGCUCUGGAGCUGGAGUCAGAGCGCUGGACCAAGGAUGAGGCCCCACAGAGGCUGGACGGCCGCUGCCACAGUGAGCUGGCCAUCGACAUCAUCCAGCUCAUCUCCCAGGUCCAUGAGAAUACCAAGAGCAUCACCCUGGACCUGGGCACGCAGAUAAAGCCCUUCUUGUUGGAAGAGCUGGCCAGGUUCCUCAGGAGCUACCAGCGCGCCUUUGAUGACUUUCUGGAGCGAUGCAGACAGCUGCGAAAUUACAGGGCCAAUGUCAUCGCUACCAUCAACAACUGCCUCCCUUUCCGGACGUCCGUGGAGCAGCAGUGGCAGACAAGGCCAGACCUCCGGAGCUCCCUGCUGAGGACCCUGAAUGCGCUCCAGAGCCGUGGCUUUGAUACCCUGCUCCAGAGCCUGUUUGGGGACCUGAAGCCGCUGUUCAAGAGGUUCACGCAGACCCACUGGGAUGCCCCCCAGCAGAUCCUGGAGGAAAUCAUCUCCGCCGUGGCCGAGAGGAUGCCUGAGUUCUCAGAGCUGCAGGACUGCUUCCAGGAGGAGCUGCUGGAGGCGGUCCACCUGCACCUGGUGAAGGAGUACAUCACCCGCCUCUGCAAGCGGCGCCUGGUCCUCAAGACGGCGGAGCAGCAGCAGCAGCUGGCGGGGCUCGUCCAGGCCAACGCCCAGCACAUCCAGCAGUUCUGCGCCCAGAACGGCUCCCGGGCCACCUGGCUGCACCACGCCCUCCCCACGCUUGCCGAGAUCAUUCGCCUGCAAGACCCCAGUGCCAUCACGAUCAAGGUGGCCAUGUACGCCAUCUUGUACCCUGACUUCAGCAAAGACCACCUGAGUGCCAUCCUGGCCAUCAAGGGGAACCUGUCCAGCAGUGACACCAAGAGCAUCGGGAGCGUUCUGGACAGCAAGACGGGGGCACACGAGCCCUCCAAGGCUCUAUUUUCGCUUAUAAAGGUUGGUUAUCUUUUCCCGUGUCCUAACCUCCUUAGGAGCACCUGCCGAGCAUGGGACACCACUCUGUUUAGGGGCUGUCAGACCAGCACCAGCGUCACAGCCCCAUGCGGCCCCUCCGGGUGUCCUGCCUUCUGCUACUGCUGCUGCCCAGGCCUGGCUGAGGAGUGGGCCCCUGAGCCGCUGGAACUGGAACAGCUGUGUCCUGAUGACCCCUCCUGUGGGGCAGGAGCCGUUGAGGGAAGCUCUGUGGAUGAGAGUGGAGCUUGCAUGCCCUGAAGGAGGGGUCAGGAGGGUGUGUGGCUCGGGGACCCAGCUCCGGGAUCACCGCCUGUCCACGAGAUCCUGCCCCACCUGCCUGAGGACCGCCCUGCUCAGGCUGGGUCUCCGGCCUCCCCAGCUCCUGAGCAGGCCCGAGCCUCACCCCUCCUGCCUGCUCUGGUCCAGGGCUGCGUUGAGCCGGCCUCAGCCUGUGAAUGGAGCAGAAG